This is a messenger RNA of Rangifer tarandus platyrhynchus (Svalbard reindeer), 246 nucleotides long. The record is from the annotation of a GenBank genome assembly. Lineage: Eukaryota; Metazoa; Chordata; Mammalia; Artiodactyla; Cervidae.
AUGACUCGUCUCAGGCUCAGGAGGGGCCUCCACUCCCCAGGACGGGCCGCUGCCUACCUGUCACCUUCCGGCUCUGCCGGUGGCUCCCGCCACCAAACCGUCAAGGAGCGUGUGGAGGCGGCCUGGCGGCUGCCCUCCCUCACCCCCCCUGUCCGUCACUCCCAAGCAGUGCCACGGGAAAACCUGCGGCCCCUGCACUUUAUCAUUCAAGGUGGAAAUUGCUUUUUGUGCCAAUUACAGAAGUAA